CCGGCCCAUAUGAAGGCCUCGGCCCUCCAACCCACAACUCGUUGGCCCCACCUGUCCGAGACAGACCACGCACGCUUCUGCAAGGGGAGGAGCCACCUGGGCCGUCGCUGCUCGUCCCGCACGAAUCUUACAGCCUCGUGUCGUGUCCGUCCACCCUCCUCUACUCCGCCGCCGCCACCGCGCUCUCGCUUCUCCAGCGACCACCGCAAGCAAGGAAACCUUCCUCAUGGCGGCGGCGGGCGGGGAGGGAGGAGAAGUAGACGGCAGCGGCACGGGCUCCGUUGUGCGUAUAUUCGUGGGCGGUCUGGCGGAGAGCGUGGGCGCGGCCGACCUGGAGGCCGUGUUCGCCUCGGCUGGGCGCGUCGCCGGCGUCGAGUUCGUGCGCACCAACGGCCGCAGCUUCGCCUACGUCGACUUCCACUGCCCCUCCGACAAGGCCCUCGCCAAGCUCUUCUCCACUUACAAUGGGUGUAAAUGGAAAGGAGGGAAGCUUAGGCUGGAGAAGGCUAAGGAGCACUACCUUACCCGCUUGAAGCGAGAAUGGGAGCAGGAAGCUGCGGCGGCAGCACAGGAAGCUGCGGUGAAAGAUAAUGUGGAGAAGCAGGACAAGCCGAAGCUGGAUAAGGCUGCUUUGGAUGGCUCAAAGAUUAACAUUUACUUCCCAAAACUGAGGAAGGUAAAAGCUUUGCCUUUAAAAGGCACAGGAAAGCACAAGUACAGUUUCCGCCAUAUUGAAGUUCCUUCUUAUCCAAUUCAUUUCUGUGACUGUGAGGAGCACUGUGGACCUCCUGAAGCAGCUAAUAAUGAAUAUGCUUCAGUUCUUAAUGCUGCUGCAUAUGAGAAGGAGCGCAACAUCAUGAAUUCUGUGAUGAACAAGCUUUUUGAGAAGGAAAAUGAGCAUUUUGAUUCAUCAGAAAAGGAGAAAUUUGAUGUUCAUACUGACACCAUUGAACCCUCCAAUGCUGUGAAUAACAUGCAAAUUGAAGAAACUGAAGAUGCUCCAGAUGAAGAUUUGCAAAUGGAAGAACCAGAAGAGUCUUCAGACGAGGAUUUAGAUGAUGACCUUGUAAUUAAUAUUGCUCCCCGCAAGUCCAAUGGAUCAGUAGGGCAAGCAAACAUGGAAAAGCAGGAAGUGAAAAAUGGCUCACAGUUAAGAAAGCGCCCAAGUGUUGAAGAGGCUUCUCUGCAAAAGAAGAGGCAGAGAACUGAGGGUUCGUCCGAACCUAGAAAAGGGAAACAAGAACCUGUUUUAGUUAUGUCAGACAUGAGAACCACAGGCAAGACUUUGCCUACUAAAUCAGAAGAGAGAAAAAUUCAACUGAAGUUUCCGGGUUCAACAGGAGAAGGGACAUAUGAGUUCUCUUCAAUACUCCCCAGAGACAAAAGCUCUGCAGACCCUGAAGUUGUUGAGGCUCAGACAAGUUCUGGAAGUGCACAAAAUGUGUUUGCGAAUGAACCUAAAAAGGGCUCGAUGUGGACUCAGAAAUCAGCUUGGAGAGAUCUUGUAGGGGGCACGGGAAGCGCACCUUUCAGUAUAUCACAGGUGCUGCCAAACACCUAUCCAGCACAAUCAGUACAUUCAAAUGUCACUGAAAAUGUGAGAUCUUCAGAACUCCUGGAAUCUACAAUGCAGCUCCCAUCGGACCAGAAGUCUCCGAGUUCUGUGGCAAUGCUGUCUACUGGUGCUAUAGAUGAGUCAACUGGUGGUGAGUGCAAGGACAGCAAUAAACCGCAAAAGGUGCGGGUGGUCCCAAAGAUCACCAUCAGUGAAGUCUGCCCUUUCAUGAGAAAUGCUGAGUCACAAAAGCAAUGGUCAAAGGCAAAGAAAGCUAUAUCUGGGUUCGCGAGGAAGAACAACGAGAAGAGUGGAUCCAAUGCUGGGAAGGGAAAACCACUGAAAAAAAGAUAAAGCUGUUGUUUUGUGAGCUGUAACUCGUUGAUCAACAUUUCAAUACUGUCAAAGUCAUGACCAUAGCUGUUGUGUUGUGAUAAUUCUGAAAUGGCAAGGGUGGAUUUUUGUAAGAGCAACUAAAAUUUCUGUUUGCGUAUUGUAAACAAUUGUGGUGCUCUUAAUCCAGUUUUUUAAUGAUAUGGUAAAAAAACUAAAUAUACUUCCGCCAA
Molecule: messenger RNA, 2121 nt
Organism: Panicum virgatum (switchgrass)
Lineage: Eukaryota; Viridiplantae; Streptophyta; Magnoliopsida; Poales; Poaceae
Product: protein REPRESSOR OF SILENCING 3-like
Exons: 4
Coding region: 227-1909 (560 amino acids)
Cellular component (GO): nucleus
Molecular function (GO): RNA binding
Source: RefSeq, a predicted model, not a curated record